This is a messenger RNA of Linum tenue, 1509 nucleotides long. NCBI's taxonomy places the organism in Eukaryota, Viridiplantae, Streptophyta, Magnoliopsida, Malpighiales, Linaceae. The record is from the annotation of a GenBank genome assembly.
AUGGCGGCGAAAGUCUCGAAUUCCCCGACUUCCAACAGCGGAGGCGGGAGCAGCAGCAGCAGCAGCAACCAAGGCCUGCUUCUAGGUCGGUACGAGAUCGGGAAGCUGCUCGGCCAUGGCACCUUCGCCAAAGUCUACCACGCCCGCAACGUCAAGACCAACGAGAACGUCGCGAUAAAAGUAAUCGACAAGGAGAAGAUCAUGAAGGGCGGCCUAAUCGCCCACAUCAAGCGCGAGAUCUCCAACCUCCGCCGCGUCCGCCACCCGAACAUCGUCCACCUCUUCGAAGUAAUGGCCACAAAAGCCAAGAUCUACUUCGUCAUGGAGUACGUCCGCGGCGGCGAGCUCUUCAACAAGGUCGCCAAGGGACGGCUCAAGGAGGACGCCGCCCGCCGCUACUUCCAGCAAUUGAUCUCCGCCGUCGCCUUCUGCCACGCCCGCGGCGUCUUCCACCGCGACCUCAAGCCGGAGAACCUCCUCCUCGACGAGAACGGCAGCCUGAAGGUCUCCGAUUUCGGCCUCAGCGCCGUCGCCGACCAGAUCCGGCAGGACGGCCUCUUCCACACGUUCUGCGGCACCCCUGCCUACGUGGCGCCGGAGGUCCUCGCGAGGAGAGGGUACGACGCCGCCAAGGUCGACAUCUGGUCCUGCGGCGUAAUCUUGUUUGUAUUGAUGGCCGGAUACCUUCCAUUCCACGACCAGAACAUUAUGCUGAUGUACAAGAAGAUCUACAAGGGCGAAUUCCGGUGCCCUAAGUGGUUCUCCCCUGAGCUCUCCAAGCUGCUGACGAAGCUCCUCGACACGAACCCUGCCACGAGAAUCACAAUUCAAGAGGUAAUGGAGAAUCGAUGGUUCAAAAGAGGGUUUAAGCACAUCAAAUUUUACAUAGAAGACGAUAGGGUUUGCAAUGAUCAGAACCAGAACCAGGACGAUGCAGGUUCCUGCUCGGAUGCCUCAAUGUCUGAAUCGGAUUCCGAAUUCGAAUCACGACGAAGAGUGACGUCCCUACCGAGACCGGCGAGUUUGAACGCCUUCGACAUCAUAUCGUUUUCGCCAGGGUUCGAUUUGUCCGGGUUGUUCGAGGAAGGAGGGGAAGGUGCGAGGUUCGUGUCCGGGGCGCCUGUAUCGAAGAUCAUAUCGAAGUUGGAGGAGAUUGCGCAGCUGGUGAGCUUCACGGUGAGGAAGAAGGAUUACAGAGUGAGCUUGGAAGGGUCGAGGGAAGGAGUGAAAGGGCCGUUGACGAUCGCGGCUGAGAUAUUCGAGUUAACCCCCAAGUUGGUGGUGGUUGAAGUGAAGAAGAAGGGUGGGGAUAAAGGGGAGUACGAUGAUUUCUGCAACAACGAAUUGAGACCUGGGUUGCAGAAAUUGAUGAUGGAGGAAUCUGAACGAGAUGCUUGUGGUGGCGGCAUGGGCUCUACUGCGGGUUCAACAAUUGAUUCCCCUCCCAGGUUGUCUACUGAUUCAUUGCAAUCAUUUCCUUCUACAUAUGUACCUUCCGAUACAGAAUAA